Messenger RNA from Thamnophis elegans (Western terrestrial garter snake), 5311 nucleotides. It is a transcript of the gene KAT2B, whose product is annotated as lysine acetyltransferase 2B. Gene Ontology annotation, molecular function: protein binding; histone H3 acetyltransferase activity. Gene Ontology annotation, biological process: positive regulation of transcription by RNA polymerase II; chromatin remodeling. The record is from RefSeq and is a predicted model, not a curated record. Bases 1113 to 3446 code for a protein of 777 amino acids. The transcript is spliced from 18 exons. Gene Ontology annotation, cellular component: nucleus; histone acetyltransferase complex. Lineage: Eukaryota; Metazoa; Chordata; Lepidosauria; Squamata; Natricidae.
AAAGGCCACUGUACUCUAGGUCAGUUUUCAACUAUUGCAAAGCCUUGGACCUGGUUUUGAGAUAAAUCACCAUGGACCAAUUUAUUUCUGCAUGGGUUAUCAUUUGAGGAGAAUAUAUAUUACUGGGAGGGAGAAGGGGCAAUAGAAAAUAAUGAAGCAAAAAGUCAGUGAAAUAGUCAACAAGAGUUGCUUUGGUUUAGUUGUCAUCUUAAUGCCAUCUCCUCCAGAAAAUCAUUUCAGUGAAUGGCUAAAUUUGUUAGCUAGACAGCUGGUUUUCUCCAACGUACAUCUAAGCUCUUUUUCUCAAGAUUUUAAAAAAAUUGGUCGGGAAGAAGGCUACCACUUUUCCCUUCCUGCGAUUUUAACUAUUUUAACUUCUUUAACCAAGUCAAUGGCUGUUGAAGCCUCUCCCGGGUGCCUCUUCAGCAUUUACCUUCAACAGGUCUGUGAGCUCGUUUUCUAACCCAACAACUUUUUCAGAAAUUAAUGUAUGAAGUAAUGAUCGAACUAUGAGCUUCCUUUUAUCCUAAAGACAUUGUUCUGUGCUUUUGGAAGCAAGGGUGAGGCCGCGAGGUAACUUAUGUAGGCGGGAGCGCAUGUUUGGCUGUCACCAUUACAGUACUUGGCGGGCGCCCAAGGGUGGAAACCGGCCCGAGGCAGCUGUUAUCACCCGAGGCCCUCAGUCCAGCGCUCCAGAGCUGCGGGCCAGGAUCGCUCCUUUCUCUACCUUUUGAGGAAGUGGCACGUACCGAGGGAACUUCUCACUUUCGCCUCCGAGUGGUAGUUUUUACACAGCAAACAUCCGUGCGCGCGCCCGCGCUCACGAGCUCUGUGACAUGGUAGAGUGCCGGAGACUUAUUGCGGCAUAAGCUGGUUAUCUCACGACACAUCUAUAGUCCUUGUCUUCACGAUUCCAGGAGACUUAUUUCCUGACAAAUUGAAGAAGCCUGGAUUCUGUAACAGGGGCUUUCGCCAACCAGACCCACUCCAUUCCACCAUGCCAUUCUAGCCCCGUCCUACGUAAGACGAUUUUUGGGCACGGGCGCCGCGCGCAGGGCACAGAGAAGUACGAUGACCGUCCUGGGGCGCAAAAAUGGAUUCUCGAAGAUUACAUGGCCGUGAAUAUGCUACUAAGGGAGAACAGUUGUUGGAGGCGCCACUGUUUGGCACCUAAACGAGGGAGGCCCAGGCAGUGUCUGCAACGGGAUCUUUUCGCCAAGAGGGACUACCGCGCCAAGCUCCAAGAACAUGCAGAGGAUUCUUGUAAAUGUAAUGGCUGGAAAAACCCUAACCCACCUCCUACUCCACCCAGGGUAGACUUGCAGCAGUCUGUUGUAAGCCUUAGUGAACCGUGUCGUAGUUGUAAUCAUGCACUAGCCGCUCAUGUUUCCCAUUUGGAGAAUGUCUCAGAAGAAGAAAUGAACAGGUUGUUGGGAAUUGUGUUGGAUGUUGAGUAUCUCUUCACCUGUGUUCACAAAGAAGAAGAUGCAGAUACGAAGCAGGUUUAUUUCUACUUAUUCAAGCUUUUGAGGAAGUGUAUAUUACAUAUGGGGAAACCUGUUGUGGAAGGAUCUCUGGAAAGUCCUCCAUUUGAGAAACCUAGUAUUGAACAGGGAGUUAAUAAUUUUGUGCAAUACAAAUUUAGUCAUCUACCAUCGAAAGAGAGACAAACCAUAGUAGAAUUGGCUAAAAUGUUUCUCAAUCGCAUCAAUUACUGGCACUUGGAAACACCUUCCCAGUGGCGACUGAGAUCACCUAAUGAUGACAUUGCUGGCUAUAAAAUAAACUACACAAGGUGGCUGUGUUACUGCAAUGUCCCCCAGUUUUGUGACAGUCUACCUCAAUAUGAAACCACACAAAUUUUUGGGAGAACAUUACUGCGCUCUGUUUUUACCGUUAUGAGGCGGCAACUUCUUGAACAUGCAAGACAGGAAAAGGACAAACUUCCUCUUGAGAAACGAACACUAAUCCUAACACAUUUUCCCAAGUUCCUGUCUAUGUUGGAGGAAGAGGUAUACAGUCAAAAUUCUCCUAUCUGGGAUCCAGAUUUCAUAACUUCCACUUCUCGAAGCAACCAACUGGGCAUCCAAACAGUUAUUAACCGACCGCCUAUGGUGAGAUCUGUUUCAUAUAGUUCUAGUCCCUCAACUUUGGAACAACCCAGUGGAGGAACUAUGAGUCCUGCUUCCAAAUCUGCUUCUGGCCAGGAACAAAACCUAGGAGAAAAAAGAAAAAACAAUGAAGGUUAUUCUGCAGAGAAUGCUAAGAAGCCACGGGUUAUAGGAGAUAUUCCUGUUGAACUGAUCAAUGAAGUGAUGUCAACUAUUACAGAUCCAACAGCAAUGCUUGGUCCAGAGCAGACUAAUUUUCUGUCUGCACACUCAGCUCGGGAUGAAGCUGCAAGAUUGGAGGAGCGUAGGGGAGUGAUUGAAUUUCAUGUGGUCGGAAAUUCCUUAAAUCAAAAACCAAAUAAAAAAAUUAUGAUGUGGCUAGUUGGUUUACAAAAUGUAUUUUCACAUCAGCUACCCAGAAUGCCAAAAGAGUAUAUUACUCGUCUAGUCUUUGAUCCGAAACACAAGACCCUUGCAUUAAUAAAGGAUGGCCGUGUGAUUGGUGGUAUCUGUUUCCGGAUGUUCCCAUCUCAAGGAUUUACGGAAAUAGUUUUCUGUGCUGUGACGUCUAAUGAACAAGUCAAGGGUUAUGGAACACACUUAAUGAAUCAUCUGAAAGAAUAUCAUAUUAAGCAUAAUAUUCUCAAUUUCCUUACGUAUGCUGAUGAAUAUGCAAUUGGCUACUUCAAGAAACAAGGCUUUUCAAAAGAUAUUAAAGUACCAAAAGCAAAAUAUGUAGGCUAUAUCAAGGACUAUGAAGGAGCAACUUUAAUGGGAUGUGAAUUGAAUCCAAAGAUCCCAUACACUGAAUUUUCAGUCAUCAUUAAGAAACAAAAAGAGAUCAUUAAAAAAUUAAUUGAAAGGAAGCAAGCACAGAUUCAGAAAGUUUAUCCUGGCCUUUCUUGUUUCAAAGAUGGAGUUCGACAGAUUCCAAUAGAAAGUAUUCCUGGAAUUAGAGAGACUGGCUGGAAACCAAGUAAUAAAGAUAAGAGUAAAGAACCCAAAGAUCUGGAUCAACUUUACAGCACGCUAAAAAACAUUCUACAACAGGUCAAGAGCCACCAAAGUGCUUGGCCUUUCAUGGAACCAGUGAAGAGAACAGAGGCUCCUGGAUAUUAUGAAGUUAUAAGGUUUCCUAUGGAUCUGAAAACUAUGAGUGAACGACUGAAGAAUAGAUACUAUGUAUCUAAGAAAUUGUUCAUGGCAGAUAUGCAACGAGUGUUUACUAACUGCAGAGAGUACAACCCACCUGAAAGUGAAUAUUAUAAAUGUGCCAAUAUACUGGAGAAAUUCUUCUACACAAAAAUUAAAGAAGCUGGAUUAAUUGACAAAUAAUUUUCUUCUCAUGCAAUUAAGAUGCCUAAUGUAACAGCAAAAUAUGCAGUUCUUUCACUAGAUUUGAAACUUGUUUAUAAAAUAAAACUUUCUUAACUAGCACUUUUAAACAUGUAAUAUAGAAGAGUUUAUUUUAUUAAAGUAUUUUUAAAUGUACACUUGCAUGCCCUUUUGCGGUGUAUUCAAUUUUUAUUAGAUGUAUUGCACAAACUGUUUGGAGAUUUGGAAAGGGUAAAUUUCCAAGCAGUGAAUGUUUAAGUUUAAUGUAUCAGAUUGAAAAAUGGAUUAUUUUUACAGCAAAGAUGUUAAUGAAGGGGGAAAUAAAUUAUAUAUUAUGAAUUAUAUAUAAUACUAAUACAUAUACAAUUUUAUUUUUACACACACUUACAUACACACACACACACACACACACACACACACAGAUACAGACACAUGAAAAUAAAACAUUCACUAAGAGGAGGUGCUUAAGCUACAAGAAAGGAAUUCCCUUAUUAGAUGGAAGUUUAAUUUCUUCUGUGAAUUUGGUUGUUAGAAUGAAGGAAACUACACAUGUCCCAGGAUGUUGCAGGAUUCAAUCUGAGAGUCACUGGGACCAGAGAUUUAGUCUUCCAAACUUUUAGACUCGUACUGGACCCAUUCUCAGGGCUCAGAAUGGGUUUCUGAGAAUGGGCUCUAGCUUAAGUCUGAAAGCUUGGAAGACUACGUUUCUGGUCCCAAUGACUGGCUCAGAUUGGACCUUAGCUCCUAAUAUUUGCAUUUCAAGGAAAAUGUAGCAUCAUUUUCACUUAGGUCAAGUUCUGAAAAGAACAUCAGACUUUGUAUUAAGCUCCCAACUGUUGCUUAGUCUUUUAGUAGAUUUAGAAAAGUACUAUUUCUACUAUUGAACCCAAUCUAGCAAUAGCUUUGUCUUUAUAGAUUUGUAUGGAUCUUUAUGCAUGAAAGCCAUUUUGCAAAAAUACAGUAGGUGCUGUAAUGAGUGGGUGGAAUGGACAAUAAUUUGAAUUCUCAAAUAGACCUUACCCCUGAGGAGGGUAUAUUUUGAUAAAUGCAUAUACAACUAAAGCAGUGGUCACCAACCGGUACACCUGGGUGGUGGAGCUGCUUCAGGAUGACCAAUGGGCCAGUCCUGUGACUACUACAGCUCUGAAAUUGGGGACUGACUUUCCCACCAAUGUCAGCAAGCCACCGUCAGUCUGUCCAUGUUUGUUUUCCUUCAGAUUGACCAAAUGUCUUGAGAGAAGGGACACAAGAGGUUUCCAGGCUGUGUGCCUGGGACAAGGUGCUUUAUCUUGGGCCUCCCACCUGGAGGUCUUGUAGAAGCAGACAUGUAGGCCCAAAGGCGGUUGAGCCUCCCCUCCCCCCAGGGGUCAGCGGGACUUAAAAUUAUGGAUUUGGUGUUCCCUGAGGUAUGAUCCCUCCAAAAGGUUGGAGACCCCUGAACUAAAGCAUACAUCAUUGAAGAAUGUAUACUAAACUGCGCAAUGGAAUCAGUAAUACCUGAUUGAUAAGAAACCAUAUCUAAUUUUAGUGUAGAUGAGAAUAUCUCCCACUUAGUAAUAGAGGCUGAUAUGCAGUUUUUCUAUAGAUAUUUGCAUUAUAAAGUGAUGGGAAACAUACUAAAAUCUGAAGGCACAACUAACAAGAUUGAUAGAGUUUAGUGGUUAGCUCAAAAUUUGACUGCACCCAGCCCAAUGCCACAUAGCGUAUAAUUUUGUGUCUUGCCAUAGAUAAAAUAAUUUAUAAAAGCAGCUUUGAGUAGAGCUUUAUCCCACUGUUAAUUUCUACUUGGAUUAAUACCAGUUUUUAAAAAUUAGGAACUUGAAUUUUGUUAUUAAUUCCAUAUAUAUUUGAGCUAUUUCUUACAU